ACAGCUGUCCGAUUCUGCCACUAAAUUCGGAAAAAGCUCAAUUUUGCAAUUCGCGUCGGGCUGUGGAGUAAAGUAACAUUUUUGUCGGUACAUCUAAGAAUAGAUUUCCAAGCAAAUCCAAAUAGCAUACACAUACGUUUUAGAAAGUAAGACUGUUUGUUUAUUUAUCUUAAUUUUUACGUAUAAAUAAAUACGUCGUGAUGAGCUUGUGAAAUGAACGCGUUGCGUAACCUCUUCAGCUCUAGGACACUUAACUGUGUAAGGCAACAUGGCCAGAAUGUCCUAUUUAAUAUUACACAGCCGGUUGAUGGAGCUUCAACUGCAGCACCGAUUGCAGACUUCAAGGAGGGGUCCGAUAAAGUGGGCUGUCAACCGUUGAAAAUUCCUAUAUCGAUUCUCGAUGCAACUAAAUUUGCGGGUCAGAAGUUUUGCGAAUCGUCCACAUCUGGUUCGAUUUCACCGACAACUCUAAAACGUUUACGUUGCAUGGAGCGUAAGGUUGAGUUAGUUUAUCGCUGUAAACUGUGCAAUACACGUAAUAGUAAACUGGUGUCAGAAGCUGCAUACAGGAACGGUGUAGUAAUACUCCAAUGUGAUGGCUGUUCAGUGAAUCAUUUAAUAGCCGACCAUUCGGGAUGGUUUGCCAAUACCCAAGGCAAAAGCUUCGAUCAAGUUCUAGCCGAAAAAGGUGAUCGUGUUAAGGUCGUCAAAGUAAACGAAAAAGGAGAAUUAAUUUAAUUGUAAAGGAUGCGACAGAGAUGUUCUUAAUUCUACAGUCAACUGCAAAUCAUACACAAAUAAAAUCAACAACAGACAAGAUAUAACAGUCUCAUCGUCGGAGGCACACUUCAUUUAUUUAUGCCUAUGACGAUUUCGAAACACUAAGUAGGGAUAAAAGCUGAUUUCAAAUUAGCUGAGCUUCUACUCUGCCAUACUAAAGAUAUAGAAACUUAAAUUGUAAACAAAAAAUGUGAUAAUCGGCUUUUAUACAGUAAUUAAUUUGUAUUUGUUCAGACAUAUGUACGUAUAUUCAU
Messenger RNA from Ceratitis capitata (Mediterranean fruit fly), 1034 nucleotides. Its product is annotated as DNL-type zinc finger protein. Gene Ontology annotation, biological process: protein import into mitochondrial matrix; protein folding; protein stabilization. Gene Ontology annotation, molecular function: zinc ion binding; protein-folding chaperone binding. The record is from RefSeq and is a predicted model, not a curated record. The coding region runs from base 214 to 738 and encodes 174 amino acids. The transcript has a single exon. Gene Ontology annotation, cellular component: mitochondrion. Lineage: Eukaryota; Metazoa; Arthropoda; Insecta; Diptera; Tephritidae.